AGCCCGCCUACUACUCAGCCCGUCACACAACACUUCCGGCUCCGCUUCCUUUGAGACAUAAGGAGUGAUUAGGACUAUUUUAUGAGAUAAUAGACAGUUUUAUUAGCAAAGCACGGCUGCAUCGAUGAAGGUGAUUCAACUCGUUUACGUAAAUGAAUCGAUUCUUUUGAACGAUGUGUUCGGGAAUCGUCCAUCACUGUUAGAGCCACAUCUGUAGAGUACGAGUAGGUCAGAGGCUCUUCUGCAGAAGUAAAUACACAGUUCAUAAACAGAUACAAAGGUCAUUUUGGUGUCUGACGGAGAAGAGAAGCACACACAGGCUCUCAGUACCCAAUGGCACUACAUGCUGACCCAGUUCAGCCUGAACACCCCAAGAUGGACCCUGACAUCCCAGACCUCCCCAGUGGUCCGCUGGAUUUGUACAGGAAAAAAGCCUCUUUCAACUGGAAGGAGAUGCUCUAUUUCAUCGAUGGAAAAGACAUCCUAGAAUACAAGGAAAAAGUGUUCAAGGUGUUGGAGAAUGAUCCUCUGUACGCUCGUCAACCAGGUGAAGAUAUCCCAAUUGAGAAGAUGAGAGAGCUGACAUUUCUCAGGGUGAAGCAGCUGUUCUGCUAUGACUUACUGAGAAAAGAAGAGGUGAUGUCCAACCCCUGGAAGGGUGUUGUCCUGAAUGACUGUCUGGGCAUGUAUGACUGGGCCGUAGCAACCAAAUUCUUCCUCAACAAAGGGAUGUUUGGAUCAACUAUUGCCAGCUCAGGGUCCAAAAGACACAACAAAUUUGUUGAAAGCACUGACGACAUGACGACAUUUGGAUGCUUUGCACUGACGGAGCUCAGUCAUGGCAGCAACACCAGAGCCAUGAGGACAACGGCCACAUACGAUCCCUCCACCCAGGAGUUCGUGAUCCACUCUCCAGACUUCGAGGCAGCGAAGUUCUGGGUGGGAAACCUGGGUAAGAACGCCACCCAUGCAGUGGUUUUCGCUCAGCUCUACACCCCUGACCAGGUGUGCCACGGCCUGCACUCCUUCGUCGUUCCGGUGAGAGAUCCUAAGACACUGCUGGCUCUGCCUGGUGUCGUGGUUGGAGAUAUGGGAAAGAAGCUGGGCCAGAACGGACUGGAUAACGGGUUUGUGCUGUUUCAUAAUGUGAGGAUUCCACGGGAGAACCUGCUGAAUAGGACGGGAGACGUGACCCCUGACGGGCACUAUGUUACACCUUUCAAGGAUCCAAACAAACGUUUCGGGGCGUCUCUUGGUGCCCUGUCAGGGGGCAGGGUAUCAAUCACCAGGAUAGCUCUUGUCAACCUGAAGCUGGCUCUUGUCAUCACCAUCCGCUUCUCAGCCACCAGGAGACAGUUUGGACCCAAAGACAUGGAGGAGAUUCCUGUUUUGGAGUAUCAGCUUCAGCAAUGCCGUCUGAUCCCAUACCUGGCAACAGCGUACGCUUUUGAAAACUUCAGCAAAUCUUUCUUCAUGAACUUUGUGGAGUUCCAGAUGGGACAGGUGAUGAAGGACAAGAGCGACAGACAGGCAGAGCUGGGCAGAGAGAUCCAUGCUUUAAGUUGUUCCAGUAAGCCCAUGGGUUCAUGGGCAGCUCAAAGGGGAAUCCAGGAGUGUAGGGAAGCCUGCGGUGGACACGGAUACCUCGCUAUGAAUCGGUUGGGUGAUCUCCGUAAUGAUAACGAUCCAAACUGCACAUAUGAAGGAGACAACAAUGUCUUACUGCAACAAACCAGCAGCUACCUGCUCAGCUGGCUCCACAUCAAGCUCCGCGACGGUGUGCGGAUCGAGUCCCCUCUUCACACUGUAGAUUUCCUGGAUGAUUUCCACCAAAUCCUACAGAGCAAGUUUACAGCAACGACCCUGGAGGAGUGUAUGGACCCUGCAGUGCCUCUGGCAGCGUACAAGUGGCUGGUGUGUUUCCUGCUGCAGGAGAGCAGGAACAGGCUGGAACAGCAGAGGGCCAAGACGAACGAUGAGUUUGAGGCUCGGAACAACAGCCAGUAUUACUACUGCCGUUCCCUGGCCAUCGCCUACAUUGAACACACCUGCCUACAGAGGUUUCAUGAGUGGACGUCUGCUGAGGACACACCGGCUGGUCUCAGACCAGUUCUAAAGAAGCUCUUUGCCCUGUAUGGGCUGUGGAGCCUCAAUAACCACAUGGCCACACUGUACCAGGGGAAUUACCUGAGUGGAAGGAAGCCAGCGGAAAUGGUUCAGAUCGCCAUUGUGACGCUCUGCGCUGAGCUGAAAGACGAUGCAGUGGCUUUGGUGGAUGUUUUUGCACCUCCUGAUUUUAUCCUCAACUCACCUAUUGGGAACGCAGACGGACAGCUUUACAAGAACCUGUGGUCGACGGUGAUGCAGGGUAAAGACGUUCUGCAGCGUCCGUCCUGGUGGAAGGAGUUCUGCUCAGACAAACCGAUGGUCGGAUCGCUUCGGCCAAAACUGUAAAACCAGCGUGACGGCCGGAGAAGAACCCCAGAACGGAUCCAUUGCACAGGACGUCAACUCCUGUUUAACUCAUUAUUUAAGCAUGUAAUCAGGAUCAUUUUUCAGUUUUUACCUCCAGGUUUGUUGCCAAAACCUGCCAGUGUCCCUGAACACAUCCAUGCAUAAUCACUACACGUCUUUAUUUCUUUUGAAAGUGCACUUCAUACAUCAGACUAUGACAGUUUAUUUUUGCACAUAUGCCAACCGACUGACCUUAUGGCCUUUUUGUCUUUUAUUGUACACAUCCAUUUUUGUUUAAUUAUAAAAAAAAAAACCUAAACGUCCAACCUUUACCAACCUAAAAUAUUUCAUAACUUCUGAACCACUAA
Messenger RNA from Sphaeramia orbicularis (orbiculate cardinalfish), 2822 nucleotides. RefSeq names its product acyl-CoA oxidase 3, pristanoyl (gene acox3). The coding region runs from base 334 to 2454 and encodes 706 amino acids. The record is from RefSeq and is a predicted model, not a curated record. NCBI's taxonomy places the organism in Eukaryota, Metazoa, Chordata, Actinopteri, Kurtiformes, Apogonidae. Gene Ontology annotation, molecular function: FAD binding; pristanoyl-CoA oxidase activity; fatty acid binding. Gene Ontology annotation, cellular component: peroxisome. Gene Ontology annotation, biological process: fatty acid beta-oxidation using acyl-CoA oxidase; lipid homeostasis. The transcript is spliced from 19 exons.